UUAUACACUGACUUUCACUCACUGGUUUUCUUAUGUUGUGAUAAGAUAAUGAUAUUAAUGAGAAAUGAAAAACUAAAUCACCAAAAAUUUCAGUGAGAAAAUCAGAAGUUUAGGUGAAAUAUACAGUAGAAGUACAUUGCACAGAUAUAUGAACUGUUCCAUCAGUAAACUGCAGCAUAAUUCUAUUUUUUUCUUUCAAAUAUUAAAGUUUGUAUUUUGUGUGUUUCAGUGUGUGAGUCAGUUCACUCUCGAAAGGGACACACUCCAUACGGUUACCAAAGACAUGGACGGUGUCCAGGGAACAAACACACUCUGUGUACUGAUGAGGACGAGGAUGUGACGUGUCCAUCAGGCUGUCGGCUGCAGGGUUUUAUAGACGAGGCAGAAAGAGACGUUUAUGAGCAUCUCAACAAAAUCUGUGAAAAGACUAAACCAUAUAAAAGCGCUUCAUCGUCUACAAUAAUUAAAACGGCUCAGUUCUACGAAGAACAGAGGAAGAAUAUCGUCAAAACAUACAAAGAACUGCGCUAUGCUGAAGCCGCUGAGAUGCUGCACAGGAACCUGACGCUGUUACAGAAGAAGAUCACUGAGCUCUCCAGAGGAGUGCAGAUGUACCACAGACAAACUGAGGAUCAGAUCAAUGAAAUCCAGAAGUUAGAGGUGGACAUUGAUAUCAAACUCCGUGCAUGCAAAGGCUCAUGUAAGCAAACCUUUGACCAUGUGCCUGAUCAUCAUACAUUCAGAUCGAUGCAGGACACCAUGGCCACAUUCCACCUGACCUUCACAAACCAAAACACAAACUUGGCCAAAAAACUCAAACUGCAACCUGUGGUUCGACCUCAUGAUUCUCUCACAUACACUAAAUUACCUUUCGUCUACUCAGAGCUGCUCAGAAAGUUCAAGGGCAUUGAGCAAAAUCAGGUGGAGAUGGAUGAUGAGCUCCUGCAGGAUAUGUGGAAUUCUGAUGGAGAAUCAGCAACAUAAAUCACGGCAGUGGUGGCUCAAGUGGUUAAGGCAAGCUGCUGCUGUUGGGCCCUUGAGUAAGGCCCUUAACCCUCUCUGCUCCAGGGUUCUGUAUCAUGGCUGAACCCAACCUACAAAGUUGGUAUAUGUGAAAAAAGGAAUUUACUGUGCAAUGAAAUAAAGGCUUUUAUUGUAUUAAAAA
Molecule: messenger RNA, 1165 nt
Organism: Tachysurus vachellii
Lineage: Eukaryota; Metazoa; Chordata; Actinopteri; Siluriformes; Bagridae
Product: fibrinogen alpha chain
Exons: 4
Coding region: 547-984 (145 amino acids)
Biological process (GO): blood coagulation; platelet activation; protein polymerization
Cellular component (GO): fibrinogen complex
Molecular function (GO): signaling receptor binding
Source: RefSeq, a predicted model, not a curated record